GAUGAACGAUGAGGUUGUGGCGCCGUUGAAAUUCUCUAUCAAAAACCCAGUAGGAGGCAUCAUCGGAGCAUGCCUGCUCACGUUUCUAUUUCCGUUUCCGGACCUUUCCCAAUCCGAAUUGUCCGGAAGGGGAACCUUAGCUUCAGAGCGUCAUCCACGGUGGAUGAGCAUCAAUCGAGAUCGGUUAAGUACGAUAGUCUUAGAAUUCUCGAAUGGGACAAGCUCUGCGAUUCCGUCGCCUCCUUCGCUCGAACCUCCGUCGGCCGUCAAGCGACCAAGGCUCAGUUGUGGUCUCUCGAUCAGACCUUCGAAGACAGUUUGAGGCUCUUAGACGAAACCAAUGCCGCAAUCCUAAUGCACAACCAUGGCUCCUUCAACUUGGACUUGACCGCCGUCGACCUUGCUCUAGUUGAGUCUGGUAUCAAACGUGCACAGAGGGGUUUACACAUGGAAUCAAAUGAGGCAAUGGCCAUUCUAUCUCUAUUACAGUUUGUUGAAGGCUUACAGCUCAAUCUCAAAGCUGCAAUUAGGGAAGAUGCAGACUGGUAUAAGCGGUUCAUGCCUCUUAGUGGAUCCAUUAUGCAAUUGGUUGUAAACCGAGUAUUGGUGAAGUUGAUACAGCAAGUUAUAGGUGAAGAUGGCUCUGUUAAGGACUCUGCGAGUCCUGCCCUAAAGAAAGCAAGAAAUCAAGUCCAGAUACUUGAAAGAAAGUUAUAUCAAUUAAUGGAGAGUCUUAUAAGGAAUGAAGCAGAUGAUGCAGCCCUUCUGGAAGUGAGUAAUGUUGAUGGUAGGUGGUGUAUAAGAUCAGGGGCUGAUCGGCAGACAAGUUUCAAGGGUCUUCUAAUGUCCAGUGGUUCAGGAAUUGGAAGCAUUGCAGAGCCACUCAUAGCUGUUCCUUUAAAUGAUGAAUUGCAGCAAGCAAGAGCAUUAGUAGCAAAGGUUGAAGCAGAUGUGCUUUUGAUGUUAACAGAAAAGGUACAAAUGGAUCUUGAUGACAUUGAGAAGAUUUUUAUCAGUCUAACUCAAUUGGAUGUGAUCAAUGCUCGAGCUACUUAUAGUCUUUCAUUCGGAGGAACAUGUCCCAGAAUAUUCUUACCUGAUGAAAAAGAGGGAUCUCUAAUGGCUGAAUCCCAUGGAUCGAGGAAAAAAACUUUAAAUGCAUCAUACCCCAAAAGAGAAUGGAUCUUUUAUCUGCCUAAUGCUUAUCAUCCAUUAUUACUCCAGCAGCACAGGAAAAAGAUGCAGAAUGUUGGGCAGGGUCUUAGAAAUGCCACUGCAGAAAUUGUUGAGAAAAAAAUACAAGUAGAGAAUGUCGCCAUCAAAGGAGGAAAGGAACCAGAUCUUUCAUCCUCACAACUGCAGGUUAGUGCACUGGAACAUGCUUCUCCUGUGCCAGUUGAUUUUUUUAUUGCACAGAAGACAAGGGUUCUGGUCAUAACUGGCCCUAAUACUGGGGGCAAAACUAUAUGCUUGAAGACAGUGGGAUUGGCUUCUAUGAUGGCAAAAUCAGGUCUUCAUGUUUUAUCUUCAGAGUCUGCACAAAUUCCUUGGUUUGAUUCUAUAUUUGCUGAUAUUGGUGAUGAUCAGUCUCUGUCCCAGUCAUUGUCUACCUUCUCUGGCCACUUGAAACAAAUAAGUGACAUCAGAUCACAGUCCACGGGUCAGUCACUGGUGCUACUAGAUGAAGUUGGUGCAGGAACAAAUCCUCUUGAAGGAGCAGCACUGGGGAUGUCAAUUCUGGAAUCUUUUGCUGAAAGUGGUUCAUUGUUGACAAUAGCUACUACACAUCACGGUGAACUUAAAGCUCUGAAAUAUAGGUAUCUUAAUCUGACAGCUUAACAUAUGGCAUAAUGCUUGGACUGGCAGCUAACUUCAGUGUGUUAGCAUCUGUCUGUUUAGGAAGGAAUUCAAUCAUAUCAAGAUGAUGAUCAUUGUAAAUGCUUUAUUUCAACCUAAAACCUUAAAUGAAUGGAAGGCAGGUUUCAAUCAUCAUCUGGCUUUGGCAUUCAUAAAAAAAAUUGUUCCUGCUUGGCUUAUUAUCAAAAUUACUUUUUUGACAGUAAUGAAGCCUUUGAAAAUGCUUGUAUGGAGUUUGACGAAGAGAAGUUGAAGCCAACUUACAAGAUUCUCUGGGGAAUACCAGUUUCUAAGUUUUCCCUGCUUAUGCAGUCAUCUUGGUGUUUAAGGAGAUAGAGAACUAGUUGGAGAAUAAAGAAAUCUUCAACAACAAUUCUAGGCAUAAAUCAUCUCCGGUCAGUGCAACAUUAUAAGUUGGAAACCUGUACAAAUUAGUUACCUAGUAAGAAGUUUGGGUAUAAAAAUCUAAUCUUCUAGUCAUGCCUUUUGUUAGUACUGUCAUCUAUUAAAAUAUCCAAAACUAAUUGUGAUUCCCAAUAAGGUAAGUGCAAUUAUUUUACAACCAUAAAAACAAUAACUUUCA
Rubroshorea leprosula is the source of this 2440-nucleotide messenger RNA. The record is from the annotation of a GenBank genome assembly. NCBI's taxonomy places the organism in Eukaryota, Viridiplantae, Streptophyta, Magnoliopsida, Malvales, Dipterocarpaceae.